Hyalella azteca is the source of this 5170-nucleotide messenger RNA. RefSeq lists its product as uncharacterized. The transcript has 3 exons. NCBI's taxonomy places the organism in Eukaryota, Metazoa, Arthropoda, Malacostraca, Amphipoda, Hyalellidae. The record is from RefSeq and is a predicted model, not a curated record. The coding region runs from base 290 to 5170 and encodes 1626 amino acids. Gene Ontology annotation, molecular function: protein binding.
CAUUUAUCUGAGAUUCAAUUUUAGUCCUGUAUUGCCUUCAGGGGUUUCUUCGUCAGAAUAACUACUGGCUCAUUCGUCACAUCUUACUUUUGAAGUAUAUUUACCUUUGGGCGAAAAAGGCAAGAAUCUCCGCGUAUACCAUAUGUCUACCUUGGUCCGAAAUAGUCACUGAAUAGCCGCUUUCAUCUGCCACCAAAAACUUUCAGUGAUACGCCCAGGCAUUCUAAAUUAAUCUCCGGGAUCACAACAGAUAUUUAUUGCAACGAAUAUUCAUUUCGAGCGAGCAAAGAUGUGUGAUGAAAUCGUUGAGUAUACGACAACCACCUCAACUACAGUGUCUGGACUAGAAAGCGUUCAAGAAGCUGUACUAACGUCCACCAUGUCGGUUAAGUACCAACUUCCUCUCGCAUCUCUUCAGCCUGUCACGAGCACGGUGUUCCGGCGAGAUUCUGGAUCCCAAAGCCUGCCUUACCAAUCCGAAGCUCUAGCUCGCAGUCACAGCUCAAAUCUGUCACAUUCUACGGAGAAUGUUUAUGAUACAAACAACCGAGCAACUGCUUUCAACUCAACAAGUCGGAUUAAAUUUAAUCCAGAUGAUCCUAAUCAAGGUUUUCCAAAGCCUCCCGAUUUUGUAACAGUUGUAUCUGUCGGGGGGACGAAUCAAAAUGAGGUUUCACAUAAUAUCUUGCUUGCGGGAUCAAGUCAUGCCAACGAAGAUUGUAUCGACGGGAGACGGCUAGUUUCGCAAUCAUUUCAUCCAUCCAUGAAACUUUCAAAGGAAGAUGAUUUUCACCAUCAAGGCACCAACAGAAAACUCAAUUUCGCUCCUACUCACAGUGGCGAAAAUAAUUCUGGGGAGAGAUAUGAAAAAUCACACACGGAUGAAUGCUAUUCUCCCAACCAUUCAUCGUCAUCUAACCGACGCGAAGACUCUAAUUGUGAAAAAAUAAUUUCGUUCUCGGAGUCCGAACAACCGUCUUUUGCUCGUAUUGUUCCUCGCAAUAUAUGCGAAAAAGUUGUAGUGCUUCGUUUACCUGGAGAGAAGCUUGGUCUUGGCCUCAAGUUCGACGGAGGAUGGGGCUGCCGUGAUCUGGUGCGACGUUUAUUCAUCGAAAGCAUCGCACUGGACUCGCCAGGUUACCGUGCCUCUCUUCCUUGGGGGCAACUGUGCCCAGGGGACCAGAUUUUGAACAUAGAAGGCGUUCCCGUCUCUAGUAUGACGAGACUGCAGUGUGUGACUGCUCUUAGAGACUCCCAUGUCAGGGUCACAAUUGGCGUUCUCAGGGGAGACGGAGUAGUGCCGCUCCUGGAAGAUGGUCCUUCCAGUGUUAAUUGUGGUCAGGGAGAUCGAAUUGGUUUACCUCCUCCACCCUUGCCUCCUCGUCACUUUUCUUCUAGAGACCCUGGACGUCCUCCAAAGGACGUUAGCUCGUUCAAUCAUUCGGCAAAGACUGAACCAAUUCAGUAUUUCGUACCUGAUAACCCUGCACCUCCCUUGCCACCAGCCGCUUGUGUGUACAUGGACUUGUUGGUUGAAGAAGAGGAACGACGAAAGCGCUGUGGCAGCGAAAGCGACGAAACUGGGAGUUCGGUCUCGACAGUUAUCGACAGAUUGUCUUUGACUUCGUCGACUAAUGUCUCGAGGAAUUCAUCAUUCAAUGCCUCGGCUGACAAUCGUUAUAAUCAAAUAGAUCUUACCUCUGCUCUUAGUCAGUUCGAAAUGUUGGAACAAGAAUUCGAAUGUGAUACGAUGCCACGAUCGUCCGGUCAUAAUUCAGCUGUAAAUGAGACUUAUCCUAACGCCACAUCAUCCAAACAGCGCCGGCAUCUUGUCCGAAGUUUUAGCCUAUCUCCUGGAACUUAUAAAGACCACUUCAAUAAAAUCCAGAGAAAAAAAGACGAGUUGAGUCGUACGUCAAAACCUGCCAUCAAAUCGCUUUCAUUUUCUUUAAAAAGGAGGCCUUUCAGUUGGACCCCAUUAAUUAAUUCUAAUUCCGCGCAUAAAUUAAAUUCUAAUGGCAGUGCAGACUUUUGUUGCGAAAGUUCAGCUUUAAAAAAUAAUUGCGAUGAAGAGACGAAAAACGAAAAUCCAUCUGGAACAGGAAAUCCAACCUACAAUGAGCUUGACUGUAUGUCCGAGGAAUCAACAUCAGUUGAGUCUACCAUAAAAAUAUCCUCCGGUGAAAGAAGUUGUAGUCCUCCACCUGCUGCAGAAAUUGUCGACGACGAAGAAACUUUCCGCCGAAACGUACCUUGCGACUCUUCUCCAAAAAAUGACUUGAAUGACCGGACUUCAGAGUUAGGAUUUCGACGGAAACUUGUUUUCACGUCAAGUCACAAAAAUAAUCACACUCCGGAUUCUUUUGAAAGUGCAAGUCCAACUCAAGUGUUUAUUUCCAACGAUGAUUCUUUGGAAAAUGAACCAAUCAGUACAAAACUAGAAUGUAACAGAGUGGAAGGGCCAGAAAUACCCAAUCAUCAAAUCAACGUUCUUUCGUUUUCAUCUUCUGAGUUCUCAUUAUCUCCUCACAUUGCCGAACAAGUCCAAAUCGAAACUCCUGCUUCUAUCUGCUAUGAUUUUGAGCAAGCGUCGCUGUCAUCUUCCGACGCUGCUGGAGCCGUGACUGUCCAGAAUAUGAUUGCCGAUUCGCCGCUUGAUAAUGGGAGUCAAGUAUUCUCGCCCAUCACUGUCAACAAUUUACAUCUUCACUCUUCUAGUGCUAACAAUAAAGUUUGCCAGCUAACCACUGAGAGUCAUUGUGAUUCGUCAGAAAAAUCGAUUGUUGAAGCGCAAAGGUUUGAGAUGGAACAUAAUUCAAGUGGAUAUCACACUGAAAAUUCCGAAUUAGUGGAAACGACCAGUACGGAAGUCUGUACUGAUUUCGUUCCUGAUCUUUCUACGACAACAUCAUUACUAAUCUCUUCACCGAGAGUGAAUAACGAGUCGCAUCUUUCGCGUAAAGGGUGUAGAAUCAGUGAUAGGUUUCGUGAAAUCGCUGACGACUUCUAUAGAUCAAUCGACGAACUCAAUAAAACGAACGAGGAAGAAAAAAUUGAACUAAAGUCAAGAAGAGAUCUUGAGUUCAAAGCACGGAAGCCGCCACAUCUGAAUGUUCAUGAGAGCCAGACUAGCAUGACGACUCUCAAAUCAGAUGCAAGGGAAGAUGAACAUAAAAUGUGUCAGAAUACAAGAGAAGAUGCUUCUGCUGCCCAUGACACCCAAGAGAAAAACACAAAUUCAUCGAGUUCAUCUUCGUUGGCAAAGCCAACAUUUUCUAUUGAUCCUAGUAAAACAAAAUCCGCCGAUGCAGACCACUUGAAACUGCCUUCAAAUGUCUUGAAGUAUGAGGCAACUAUUCAAUCUGUGGCUCCAAAAUCAAAAUCUCCAAGAAAGUCAGAAAAUUCUGGCAGUGGAGAUGGAGUUUCCGUAGAUUUGCAUACAACAGAUACUGCGUCCAAUAUAUCGAAUUCAGAUCCAUCAAGUAACCACACUGAGUCUCACGCCUCGUCUUCAACUCUCAAUGCACCAGUUUUAACGAUUGAUGGAAAAUUGGUUGCAGCUGCUGAAAAUGGCUAUGUUGCCGUCGAAUGCCUCUCAUCUCAGGUCUUGAGCACUGAUAAAAUAGUCAAAUUAGAUGAACAAUGCAGCACUUCGGUUGAAUGCUCUACCUCGCAGACCGAGACGAUUUCUCCUAAUCAAUCCUUGAAUUCCCUUGAACGAAGUCCUCCUACUUUACGGUUAUCACAAGUAACUCGAUCCACAAGGAUCAGGGAGGACCUCUGUGACCUCAUCAGAAGAGAUUUGGAGCGCCUGAGGAAGGACUUGGACUUGCCUGAGGGCUUUGAGUUGCAGGUCGAGGAGGACGAGGAAGUCGAGAGGAUCAUGGAAUGCGACUCAACGGAAGAAGCUGACAGAAUCGUGGCUGCUUUCAGGAGCAACAAUGACCGAUUCAGACUUCAGCCUCAAAGCCUUCCAGCCGACGCCUCUGAACGCCUUUCCUCCCCUGAAGAAUCCAUGGCAAGUCUUCCUGCCCUACCCACAGAAAACAAAUGUCUUGCUUCAUCCAAAUGUCAGAAGCUUGGUCCCAAUGGGCUCACCAGAAGAAAUUCCUCCUUGACAAACAAAGACUUUCUACAGUUGAAUUCAAUUUCUUCCUUCUCAAGUUCGAAGCUCCCAAACGCCAGUUCCAGUUCUUACCAUUCGAAUACGAGUUCGAUCUUCUCAAGCUCCCACUCAAGUCCGGCUUCUGUCGAUAUCGUACAACGCUUGCCUCGAGAAUCGCUUCCAAUGAUGCACUCGCCUCGGGACCAGUAUAAUUCUGAAGAAGAAUGGUCGUACGAGUACUACCAAGAACGCCCUUGUGGGACCAUUGAAGAAGAAUCAGCAUCAGAGGACGGGAAAAGUGACGCACCGAAUGUCCUACUGAACGCUAUGCGUUCUUUGUGCCGUAGUAGGACGAUUCCUAAAGAUAUCAUCGUCUCGCCGCCCACACCUGAACCAGAAUCUACAUCGACUGAAAAUUUGCUCGCCAUUGAUUUGGUAGCCAACAUUGAAGAACAAAAUAAAACAUCAAAUUUCGAUCUGUCUACUCAGGUUGGGCGACACACUUCCGAGUCUGAUAAAGGAGCUAAAAUUGAUAUUCGCCCAGCUUUUGUUUCUUCUAGUGAGGCAUUCUAUGCAAAAGCUCCUUCGAAAGAAAUUACUCAACUUCCUUGUACUACUGUUGAUUUUGAUUCUUCUGCUCCAUCUUCUGGAGAUUGCUCAAGUACUGAUACUUUAUUGGUCAAAAAUAACAUUGAAAUUGGUGAUAAUUGUGAUCUUAUGAACAAACAGUCAAUUUAUGUCGAAACAAAUUCAUCUGCUGGUGCCAAAGAACAAGUUCUCUCCAAAACUGACGUGUCGGGUGAACUCAAAAUUAAUGAACGUAAAACUAUGUUACCAUCAGCAUUAAUUAAUGCAAGUAAUGAAACCACAGCAGCUAAUUUGCUCGUGAACGACGAUGAAGUUUACCUUGGCAGCGUUGCUAGCAAACGAAGCCUAAUAGACACACGAUCUCAGUGUACGGUGGGGCCGGGUUCAAACAGACGACGACCGCCGUGUCGCAUCGGCAGUCGACGGACCAGUCUACAGUCUAGUCAUUCUAGUGUUCUGGUGGCCGUGGUCGAGUAA